UUGUCGUACUUCAUCAGUUUGAUUUCGACUACGAUUCCGACCUGCUAACGAUGUAUUCGAAGAGUUGUUGCGCAUUGUUCCUGCUGGCGCUAGUCGCCUGCCAGGCCGCACCCUCGCCCAAGAUAAUCGAGAAGUCAACCGAGACAGCGACCAAGCUCGUCAAAGAAGACAUUAAGCCAGAAGAUAUUGGCGCGGACAAGGAUAGAGCAAAAAAAUCGACAACCUUCUGCGUGGAGGUCCGCUCAGGAAAGGAAGAGUUGGUUCCCUGUAAGCAGGGGCUCCCUAUAAAACAGACGCAAGAGGUUCUAAAUCUCAAGACUCCUGACUACAAACCAAUGGCCAUCAUGCAAACCGCAUCCGUUCCCGCAUCGGUACAGUAUCCAGUACAGUAUCCAGUACAGUAUCCAGUUUCGAAUAUCAUGGUCCAACAGCCGAUGCCGCAACUCUCUCCGAUCAGUUUGCUGCAACCGUCUUCUCAAGUAGUUGUUUCGGCUCAGCCUCAACAGCAAGUUCCUGAGCCAAUCACUCAUCAGCACGUCAUCCAAGUUCAAACUCAACCGCAACAAACUUCAGCGCCAGUUUCUCAAGUUCAAUCGCAACAACCCGCAUUCCCUGCUCCAGCACCAGCUCCUGCUCCAACGCCAAUCAUUAACAUCAUACCGGCUCCCGCCUCCGCACCCUGCGAAAAACCUAAUGUUAUGCAGCCCCAACCCUUACCACCACAAUACAGUCAUACAGUCCACGUCGUUCAACCAACCCAACAGGCACCACAAGAGAUCAAGCCGAUAAAGAUGGAACAAGAAAAGCCACAGAUCCUGCCAAUUUCGCAUCAGGGACUGAGUGUUUUAACGCCCGUCGCACGUCCUUACAAAACCGAAAUGUUACUUGCACCAUCUUCUCCUGUGGAACUUGUUUACCAUGAGGAAGAGCCGACAAGGCUUGUCGAGUACGUACCAACAGUACAGGAAGAAUUAUACGAGUGCAGUUGUCGAUCCGAACAGCAAAAGGCCAAGCCCUAUAAGCAUCACGUAACGGUACAUCCCAGCGGGUCUAAGUCCUUUAGGUCUCCGAUGAUGGCCUUACAAUACAAUCCCAGCAUCGGAGAAAGUGUAGAAUCGCCCAUAAUCGCACAGGCCAGAGAAAUGGAAGGAAGGCAUCAUCAUAAAAAACAAAUCCCUUUACAUCUCACGGUGCAACAACCGUACCCCGUCGUAUAUAGUUCCUCCAACAAUCCUCCUACACAUGAAUCUAACUCAUAUCAGUCUAUAACAUAUAUUACAAGUCCUUAUACCUAUUCAUAUCCCUAUGAAACCUACAGCUCUUACCCUGCGACAAAUUACGACUCUUCUUCUCCUCAAUCCUAUAGUAACGUACCGUUAAUCACCGUAAACACAGGGGGACCAUUUCAAAGGAAUUCCCAAGAUCAAAAUUCGGAGGAGAUUCCGGCGGAUAACAAAAAUAUACAAGAAACUCUUUCAAAUGUGAAUGGUCUCUCCAGCAAUCAAAAGCGAGAGGUUACUAAUACUCAAUUGAAGAAUGACAAGAAAGAAACUGCAGAGGAACUACAGGUGGAAAAAGAAAGUAGCAUUAAGCAGAUGAUUCCAAAAACCGAUGCAGAUGAAAUUUUGAAACAGAAAGAAGAAUAGAACGAGCUGUCAAAUCUUUAAAGGCAUAGAUAUGCCUAAAUAAUUUGUUAAUUGACUUAACGUAAA
Formica exsecta is the source of this 1712-nucleotide messenger RNA. RefSeq names its product alpha/beta-gliadin A-III-like. The transcript has 4 exons. Bases 51 to 1646 code for a protein of 531 amino acids. NCBI's taxonomy places the organism in Eukaryota, Metazoa, Arthropoda, Insecta, Hymenoptera, Formicidae. The record is from RefSeq and is a predicted model, not a curated record.